GAAGGGUGUGAAAAAGGAACAAAGGCUAAGUAGAUUUAAUUAUAAAAAGGGUGGGGUUUUGUAGUGUGGGAAAGCCCAUCAAAAUGCAAAGAGCGGCCCCCUGCGGCACACGUCUCCCUUUCUUUUCUCUGCUCGUGCUUUGUUCUUUCGUCAAUCCCUUUCCCCUCCUCAUCCACCGCCUCCGUCCCUUGCAAGAGAGGAGAAAGCAGAGAAAAAGGAAGAAUCUUUUUUAGACCACCUGCCCAAUCUCACCCCGCCCAACCCCAACCCUUCUCGAUCUCACACGGAAGGUGGAUCAAGAUGUCGUCACCGAGCAAGCGCCGCGAGAUGGACCUGAUGAAGCUGAUGAUCAGUGACUAUAAGGUGGAGAUGGUGAACGAUGGGAUGCAAGAAUUCUUUGUGGAUUUUCAUGGCCCGAACGAGAGUCUUUAUCAAGGAGGAGUGUGGAGGGUAAGGGUGGAACUACCAGAUGCGUAUCCUUACAAAUCUCCAUCAAUUGGCUUCAUUAAUAAGAUAUAUCAUCCUAAUGUGGAUGAAAUGUCUGGUUCAGUUUGUUUGGAUGUUAUCAACCAAACUUGGAGUCCCAUGUUUGAUCUUGUCAAUGUGUUUGAGGUUUUCCUUCCACAACUUCUUUUGUACCCAAAUCCUUCAGAUCCCUUGAACGGAGAGGCUGCAGCACUAAUGAUGCGUGAUCGACCUGCUUAUGAACAAAAAGUGAAAGAAUACUGUCAAAAAUAUGCAACGCCCGAAGAUGAAGUCGCUUCUUCGGAAGAGAAAUCAAGUGAAGAAGAGCUUAGUGAGGAUGAAUAUGAUUCUAGCGAUGAACAGGUGGUGGGCAAACCUGACCCUUGAUAGGGCAUUUGUCUGCUAAUUGUACAUGUCUGAUUCACCUACCUACUGAAAAAAUCAAAUUCUUCCUUUCGUGUGCCAUUGUAAAUAAGCAUCAAAAUCAUGAAGUCAUUUAUUAGUGCUGCAUGAAUGAACUUUUUUAGUGAGACCUGAAACUUCACAAAAUUAUUAUCUCAUUAUAUGAAGUUGUUUUAUUA
Molecule: messenger RNA, 1046 nt
Organism: Musa acuminata subsp. malaccensis (wild Malaysian banana)
Lineage: Eukaryota; Viridiplantae; Streptophyta; Magnoliopsida; Zingiberales; Musaceae
Product: ubiquitin-conjugating enzyme E2 4
Biological process (GO): ubiquitin-dependent protein catabolic process; protein polyubiquitination
Cellular component (GO): nucleus
Molecular function (GO): ubiquitin conjugating enzyme activity
Source: RefSeq, a predicted model, not a curated record